AUGGAAUGGCUUUUAAAUGCUAAAGAUAGGAAAAGUGAUGAUAUUCCUAGUAUAAGCGAAAAUGGAGGUGUUAGGGAUAUUAAUGAAGCAAAAUGUUUACUUCCAUUAAAUGGGCAAAUUAAAUUUGUAGCAGAAACUGAGGCAUCCGAUUAUUUAUGUCCUUACAACACUUUAUGUGAGCCUAAUUGUCCUUGCUGUCAAUUAUCUAGUUGUGAUUGCAAAUCUAUAUGUCCAAAAGCCUGUGAUUGCUUUCGAGAUCAAACUUUUACCAAAAACGUUGUUAAAUGUAGUGGAACAGAAAAAGAGGAAUUUGAUUUACAAAAAUUACCUAUGCAAUCAUCACACAUUCUUUUAUCAAAUCUCAACUUUCCGGUUCUGAAAAAAUCAGAUUUUUUUGGUAUGGGAAGACUUGUAGAACUACAUAUUAAUUCAUCAAAUAUUCAAACAAUAGAACCUUCAGCCUUUGACACAAUAAAUAAUUUAAAGGUAAGAGGAAUUUAG
Meloidogyne enterolobii is the source of this 501-nucleotide messenger RNA. The record is from the annotation of a GenBank genome assembly. Lineage: Eukaryota; Metazoa; Nematoda; Chromadorea; Rhabditida; Meloidogynidae.